AUGGAACGACUUGUAAGGAACUAUAUGGUCACUUCAAAUGAUGCAACAGAAGAAGCAAAAUCCAUUGUUUCCGAAAUCGUAUCUAGUAUAAAAAGUGGACAAGCGACUCUGAUAACUCUUGUUCAAGUACUGGGCGAAUUUUUGACAAAUGAAGAUGUUACAAUUCGUGCCAAGGGAACUGGACUUUUAUCAGCGGUUCUUGCUGAUUGUCCACAAGAGCAAGUUAAUAAUGCAGCAAUAAAUGUGUUGGUGGAUUUUUAUUGCGAAAGGUUAUCAGAUACAGCAAGUGUACCUGAAUUAUUGCAAGGAAUAGAAUCGCUUACACGUUUUAAUGCGUUUCAUGAUGAAAAUUCUGUAAAGGUUGCAAAGUCGAUAUUUACUAGUGUAAAUGUCCAAUCAUUUCAGCAGACAACUAGACAUUAUGUAUUUCAAAUAUUUGAUAGGCUGCUGAAGCACCAUUUAAGUGCGUUAAAGCAAGCGGAACAAGAUUUUGUUAUUGGAUUUAUCCAAGUAAUGGAUGGAGAGAAAGAUCCAAGAAAUUUAUUAUUAGCAUUUUCUUUAGUUAAAUUAAUUAUACACGAAUUUGAUAUUUCUAAGCGUAUUGAAUUGUUGUUUGAGGUAACAUUUUGUUAUUUUCCAAUUACAUUUAAACCACCACCUGAUGAUCCAUAUGGUAUAACAGCUGAUGACUUAAAAAUUGCUCUCAGGGAAUGUUUGUCAGCUACACCAUAUUUUGCCGAACUUGCUAUGCCAUUAUUAAUAGAAAAAUUAACUUCAAGUUCUGGCAAUGCAAAGAAAGAUUCGAUGGAAACUUUAGCAUCAUGUGCUCCAGUGUAUGGUGCAAAAUCAAUUGUGCCGCACUUGGAAGAAUUAUGGGAAUAUCUUAGAGAAGAAGUAGUAAAUGCUACUGAUGAUUCAUUUGAAAUUAUAGCAUUGGAAGCCAUUAAAAGUGUCGUUGCUACAUUAUCUUCAGGAAUAAUAAACAAAAUGGAUCAUUUACAACAAUUUUUAAAGACUAUUAUAACUGAAUGUAUGGAAAAUUUAAAAGAACCAGAAUUGAAAUUGGCUAAACCAUGUGGAAGGAUUUUAAUGUAUUGUGCUAUGGCUUCAGACCCGUCUUUUAACAUUGUAAUGUUGGCUACUUUGAGAGUCUUAAUACAACAAUAUAAAGAAAGUGAGUUAGCAACAAGGAAAAAGGGUAUAUUGGAAGUAUUAAGAGUAUUUAUAACGGCAAGCAAAAAUCUAUAUGGAUCAAUCGAAAACCCAUUGCAAGAUUUAGAUGCUGAUUUUGUCACGCCGUUAUCAUCUUUCAAAGAUGUUUAUAUAGAAAUAUUUAGUUCAGCUUUACUAAGUCAAAAUGAAUAUAAUGAAUUAAGACUUUGUGGAUUACUCGGGUUGCAUGAUAUGAUAUUUUUACACCAAUUUUUUAAUGAUGAUGAAGUCGGAAUUAUUUUACAAUAUUUUAAUCGAGCAGUCUUGGAAGAAACUGACCAGGAAAUUUCAAAUGAAGCAUUAAAGUCUUUAGCUAAUAUAGCUAAAUAUAAAUCAAAUAUUGUGUUGGAGGUUACACUUCCAGUCUUCUUGGAUAUUCUACCUUAUGAUAAAGAUGAAAUGAAAAUUGAUAAUAUUCAUGGAAUGAAUUUAAAAAAAGCUAAUUAUGUAAAAACUUUGGAUGCUUUGUCUGAAUUGGCUAUUGAACCUAUAUUAUUUGAAGCAUAUGUUCCACAAAUUUUAAAUAAAUUGGAUUUUGCGUCCGCUGAAAUUGACUUAGAAUAUUCAGAAUCAUUAUUGCAAUCUCUUCAUAAUUUACUUUUAAAAAAGACACAUCAUUCAGAUAUUUCACGUUAUGUAGAUAUAAUUAUUCCUCAUUUGUUAACUAAAUCUAUUGGACCAAGUUUAUAUGGUAACUCUGAUAUAGAAAAUACGAUACAGAGUGUAUUUUUUGAUAAAAAAGUGAUUAAAAUUGUCGCCGGGAUAAUAAGUGUCAUUACAAAGAACUUGAAUGUUAGCGAACAAUCAAUAUUUAUUUCUCAAAUGUUUGAGAUAUUCGUGAAAGGAAAUUUAAAUUUAAAUUAUCUUGGAUUUUCAGAUCAAGAGAAAGCAUUAUUUAGUACAACAUUUUAUCCGCUUUCUGUAGAAUCCAGUUCUCAACAACAAAACCUAACAUUGUUAUUUACGGCAGCUGUUGGGUCUUGUCGGAAAGAAGUUCCUUAUCCAUCACCAAAUAUUUCAGAAUUUUUAUCGAAUCUUGUUGAAAUUUCCUUGAAUACAAAGAAUGAACUCCAACACCAUUCUUUAGCUCAAUUAGCUGCUUCAAUUCUAAAUAAAUGGAAUCAAGAGAAUGAGUUGAAUCAAUUCGUCGAAACAAAAAUUCUUGGAGAAUUAAGGAAUCAUUUUGCGCUUUCUAGUACGGGAAAUGAAGUUAUGAGGCAACCUUCAUUAGAUAUAUUUAUUUGGCUUACAAAAGCGUUAAUAUUGCGCACUCAUUUAUUGGGUUAUCGGUGCGUUGAUCAAAUAACAAGUCAAUUUAACGAUCCAAUGUUAGGAAAACGAGCUUCAGAAAGAUUUGAAGUGUUAAUUGGAGAAAGUGAUUUAUUAAAUAAACAAAGUUUUGCUGUUGUGAAGACUCUGCAUAAGCAAAGGUUCUUUAAUUAUUGUAUGCCAAUUUUGGCUGAAGGAUUCAAAUUAUCCAGUGAUGAGGUGAAGCAUAAUUAUUUAAUUGCUCUAUCCCAUUUAUUAAGAAAUAUUCCUAAACAAGUGUUAUUAAGCGAACUGCCAUCAUUGAUUACUUUACUUAUCCAUUCCCUAUCAUUACCUGACGCUGAACUUAAGUCAUCAACUAUCGAUACAUUUUAUAUAAUAUCUGCAAAUGCUCCACAUAUAAUAUCGGAACAUAUAUCCUCUUUAAUACCAUUAUUAUUAUCAUCGACAAAAGGUGAUAAAGGGAACACAAUGCGAGUCCGUAUAUCUGCUCUGCAGUGUUUGGGUAUACUACCCAAUCACAUACCAUUUGAUGUGUUAUUCCCAUUUAAAUCUAAAAUUUUGAGAGAGUUAAGUGCAGCAUUGGAUGAUAAGAAAAGAUUAGUCAGAAAACAAGCUGUCGAUUGCAGAAAUAAAUGGUUCUUGUUCAUUGGACCCCGAACUGAUUAA
This is a messenger RNA of Rhizophagus irregularis DAOM 181602=DAOM 197198, 3150 nucleotides long. RefSeq lists its product as uncharacterized. Gene Ontology annotation, biological process: iron-sulfur cluster assembly. The record is from RefSeq and is a predicted model, not a curated record. Lineage: Eukaryota; Fungi; Glomeromycota; Glomeromycetes; Glomerales; Glomeraceae. Gene Ontology annotation, cellular component: cytosolic [4Fe-4S] assembly targeting complex.